AUGGCGUCAACAAACCAACAACAACGUAUUAUUUUGAUCACAGGUGCGAAUAAAGGCAUUGGUUUUGAAGUUGUGAAGAAACUCAUUGAGCAACCGUCUUCGAAUAGCAAAGAUAUUCUUCUUCUUGGCAGUCGAGAUAUAAAACGUGGAGAAGAUGCUCUGAAACAGCUAGGCUCUCCACCAAAUGUACAUCUCCUACAAUUAGACACAUCUUCCAAGGAAAGCAUUGCUACUGCUACUAAUGAAAUAAAACAAAAAUAUGGUGGUCAUUUAGAUGUAAUUAUUAAUAAUGCUGGUAUUGUACCAAGAGAUAAUACUAUUCAGGCUGCCCGAGAAACACAGGUUACCAACUAUUAUGGUGUUAAAAUGCUUAAUGAACAUUUGAUUCCUCUCUUACGUGAACAUGGUCGUGUGGUCAAUGUGGCUAGUUCCAUAGGUCCAAUGGCAUUACAUUGUUUCUCCAAAGAUCUCCAAGAAAAAUAUACAUCCGAAACAUUAACUAAAGGACAACUCGAUCUUCUUGUAGAAGAAUUUCUUUCGGCAUAUGAAUCUAACAAUGUAGAGAAGAUUGGAUAUCGUCCUGAUUUACCUUACUUAGCGUAUGGUGUCUCGAAAGUUGCAUUGAUUGCUCUCACUCGAAUUGAAGCACGUCAAUAUUCUGGCGCUCAAAAUAUAUUUAUUUAUUCUGUAUGCCCGGGUUAUUGUGCAACGGAUCUUAAUAAUAAAGCUGCCGGAGCUCGGCCAGCUGCACUCGGCGCGGAUUCCAUCUUGUAUGUAGUUGAUACUCCGAAUCAUGAGUUGGAAAAUGGUGGAUUUUAUCUAGAUGGUAAAAAAGAACCGCAAAUCUGCAUGGACGAAGCCAAGGUGCAGUUUUUUAUCCAAACAUCGAAGAAACACCUUGAAUCAAAAUAA
Messenger RNA from Adineta steineri, 912 nucleotides. NCBI's taxonomy places the organism in Eukaryota, Metazoa, Rotifera, Eurotatoria, Adinetida, Adinetidae. The record is from the annotation of a GenBank genome assembly.